Zootermopsis nevadensis is the source of this 2461-nucleotide messenger RNA. RefSeq lists its product as uncharacterized. Lineage: Eukaryota; Metazoa; Arthropoda; Insecta; Blattodea; Termopsidae. The record is from RefSeq and is a predicted model, not a curated record.
GUUGUUGCUAAGCAUUGUUUGUUAUACAAAGUUUAGAAAUUGGUUAGCAGUGAGUAAUCACUUACAGUUUAGAAUUUUGUUAACCAGAAAGUUACCUGUCGAUUUCAGCAUCGCUUUAGAAGUUUGUUUAGCAACAAAAUAUGUCAGCGAGAUCGGAUGUGUAUACAUCAGACGGUCAUGUACCUCCAAGUAAGGGUGUAACGAACAUGGGGAAUGGAGUGAAGGGAAUCAUCAAAUUAUUCAACCAGAUGUCCACCAAUGUUCAGGGAAAAGAGUUGCAAGAAAUGAAGGGAGUUGAAACUCGCCCAGAUGCAGUGAUGAAAAAGCUUAGAUUUGAGGUAGACAUUGAAAAUAACCUGGAAAGAGAUAAAGUAAGUAAGAUUGAUGGAAAAAUGAAGCCACACGGUACGACAGAAGUUUUCCACGCCACGAAACCUGAUGUACCACGAAAUGCGCUAAUGAGCGGGAAGGCCACUGGACCUUCUAAACCAAACAAGUCAGCUCCAAAAACAAACAAAACGAAAGGACCUCUCAUGGCAAAUGAGGACCCAAAACUAUUAGAAGCACAGUUUCUUACUCAGAAGAAGAAAAUUUAUGCAAUGCAAACUGAGUUAAUUAAAAAACAGGAGAACUUUAAGAGAGAGCACUCAACACUUGUUUAUCUACAUGACAGAGUAUUGAACUCGACAGGGAAGAAUUUAGAUGAUAGCAUUCUUGCGCUAAACACAAGUCUGCCCCAGGAAUUGCGAACCAUCGCUGUUCAACUGGAAAAUGAGCAGGACAGGGAUAAGAAGAUGAAACUCCUCAAGAGUUCAAAGGAUCUUCAGUUAAGAACCGCACAACAGGAAUCGAGCAAAAUGAAUCCUAAUUUUUCUAGAAAUGGCCGUAAGAUCUUGCAAUCAGACAAGGUAAAGGAUUUGGCUGUCCGCAAGACGAACGAACUGAUGAAGGCAGAGGAAAGGAUUAUGGAAUUGGAGGAGGACAGGGAUCACCUUGAAUUUAGGGUGUUUCAACAUAUUGUAAGUACGUACAGGAUGGAAAAUGAAGCUGAGAUUGUUAUUAUGCAACUUCAGAGUCGAUUAGAUGACGCAAUACAGAAACUACAAGUUAAACAGAACUUAAGCCAAUUACAGAAUGGUCUGAAAGAUAAGAAAGGGAGGAAACUCAGAGAUACUGUCCUGACUGAGAACACUGACGCCCUUAAGCAACAGGGAUCGGUACUUGCCAAGAAGAAAUCAUGUGGACAGUUUAGGUUCUCGUUAAAGAGAAAACAAGGCCAAGGUGCGAAGAUCUCGACACUACAAACAGCACCGGACGAUCGUAGCAAAGAAUUAUUGAAGGUAAAAAUGAAGACUGUACCAAGAAUAGGAACAUUUCAACGCCCAAAAGAGGAAAUGAAACAAGAUGUAUCAUGAAAGUAACAAAUCUAACGAAGAUCUACGUAGAAAUGACAUUUCGGAAGAGGUUAUCGCCUAUUAUCAUCAGAGGCAACGAGAGAGCUGCGUCCCACUGAGAUGAGGGAACAGUUCUGACACUAAACGUCAUCGAUCCCGCAGAUGAACGAUAUUGAAGAUCGCCGUCUUCUGGAUUUCUGUGCCGUGCCUCCAGAAGACAACAUCUUCAUACUUGCCACCAUUAAGAAGUCUUUAUAUGUUGCGCAGAAUUCUCUGAGUGUCCUCUGAGCAGACUUGCCAGAUUUUGGUGCCACGAUGGGCUUAAAGAGGGUACCUUCCUUAUGGAUCUUUGGAAACCUGCAGUGUCUUGAAGGCCUCGAGCCCUGUGGUUGUAGUCGUUGUGGUUGGAGUUGCCGAGGUGUCGAGAGCCAUCGUCUCAUUGCCUUUGUCAGCUGGGUCUCUGAUAAGGGCAAUGUGAUGGUGGUUCUUGUCACCACUGACUAACCAGAAGAAUGUUGCCCUUCCUGGGCCACCUACUGACUGAGACCAUUGUUCUUAUCAAAAGGUCAUCACUUUCUGCGGAAAUUGUCGUCCAAAAAUUAUGAGCGCAUGAUUUAGAGCUUCGUACGCUGUUUACUCUCCUGAAUAUCUGCAAGGAAGUAAUCCGACUUAGGUCUGUCGUAAACGCCAUCAACCAGUAGGUCCAAUAUCUGGCCAUUCGUCUUGGAGGACUCCCCGGAGGAUUCACUCACACUAUCAGAUUGAUUUCUGUUGGUUUCCGAGGACAUCGUUGGCAGUUUACGUGUGACCUCGCUUUUGAUUAAGAUGCCCUGAGACUGAACCAAACUUUUGAUUAUGACCCCGAUGAUGGGAAUUGUGAGUGAACUCAUACCACACUACACGGUGCAACAUCAUGCUCGCCACAGCGAGUAUUUGAAGUCUCUCAAAUUUUCAGUUGACGUUCAAAAAAAUUUUUAAUGUCAAUAAUCAUUACUGUAAAAACGAAUUGAGCAGUAUCGGCUGGAAUAAUCUGUGAAACAUUUAAUAUUGAAUAAAAUAGGCGUUUU